UCAUUCUGUUAAGUUGAUUUGUUAUUUGUUUGCUUGGAAAUUUGAGAUCUAUUCUUAAGCUACCUUAAAAGUCUUACUUUUCUGUAAUGUAUCAUGUAAGUCUUUAAUCCUUUUCAGGGUACCUAUAAUGUAAAUACUGAUAGCCACGGCAAACUUGUUCUGCAAAUUUCUUCCUUUUGUGCACAAAUAUAUGGAAAUAGUUUUUAUUUUUUAAUUUAUACCUACAAUCACUAUAACUAUUGUUUUGUGUGUUCUGAAAAUGAGAUCCGCAAAUCAUGUAUCUGAAUCUCGACAUCACUAGACAUCGCCCAAAAAAACAAAAAAGAGUAAGAAUGGAGAUAUCAUGUAAGGGUAAUUAAAAAUCUUUUCAAGUGUCACAAUGAAAAGGCACAUCCUUCUAAUUUUGAGGAUAUCAGGUGAAGCUGAGUACUUUGACAUAUUUUUAAUUGUGCAGUUAUAUGUGAUAUAUAAGCCCUUCACAAAAUAGCUACAUUCUUGAGGUCAUCUUUCUUCAACUAUGUCAUAAGAUGAACUGGCAUCGAGUUCUGUUAUUUGCAUGGUUCAUUAAUUUUUUUUUGCAGUAUUUUUGUUUCAAAUUUAACAUAAACUAUUGUGCUAUUACGUUAUGAUUGUAUCCGUUACCGGCAUGCAGAGCUAAAUAUGAUCCAAAAAGUGAUUUAUUGGAUCAUGAGUUCAUGCUAAAAGGGAAAUGGUUUCAACGGAAGGACAUGGAGAUAAAAAAUAGCCGUGGGGAUGUUCUUCAAUGCAGCCAUUACAUGCCUAUAGUCAGUCCUGAUGGAAAGCCUCUGCCAUGUGUAAUAUAUUGCCAUGGAAACAGUGGAUGCAGGGUUGAUGCCAGUGAAGCUGCUCUAAUUUUACUUCCUUCAAAUAUUACAGUUUUUACUCUGGAUUUCUCGGGAUCGGGAAUCUCUGGAGGAGAGCAUGUCACUCUAGGUUGGAAUGAAAAGGAUGAUCUGAGAGCAGUGGUCAACUAUCUAAGGGCAGAUGGAAAUGUUUCUCUGAUUGGCUUAUGGGGACGCUCAAUGGGUGCUGUGACUAGCCUUAUGUAUGGAGCUGAGGAUCCUUCAAUUGCAGGAAUGGUUUUGGACAGUCCCUUCUCUGAUUUGGUUGAUUUAAUGAUGGAACUUGUAGAUAAGUACAGAGUCCGUCUGCCAAAAUUUGCAGUAAAGUUUGCAAUUCAAUACAUGCGAAAAACAAUCCAGAAGAAGGCAAAAUUUGACAUAAUGAACUUGAACACUGUUAAGGUAGCAAAAUCUUGUUUUGUUCCUGCUCUACUAGGGCAUGCCAUUGAUGAUGAUUUUAUUCGUCCUCAUCACUCAGAUUUUAUACUUGAGGCUUACAUGGGAGACAAAAACAUAAUUAAAUUUGAGGGAGAUCACAACUCUUCACGUCCUCAGUAUUAUUUUGAUUCCGUAAACAUCUUUUUGCACAAUGUUUUACAACCUCCAGAAGAUGAGCUUGGGGAAUCAUUUUUUGACAUUAUGAAUGAUUACUUUGGUAAGGAUGUUUGGAGAUCUGUGCAUGAAUUUGACUUUGGCAAUGAACCAUCAUUUCGAAACAAAGAACCAUCAACAAGCAGUACUGUGGAGGACAUUAAGCAAGUCUGCUUAAAAAGACCAAUGAGUAUGAGGGAGGCACAGAAAUGUGAUGGUCUUUCCUCAUCAUCUUCUACUAUUAUUAGUUUUGAAUUAUCAAAUGGUCGUCUCUAUAGUCCCCUCAUUCCAACCGAUCUAGAUGAUGACCACUAUGUGGAAUUUCAACUUGAUGACUUUACAGGCUGUCCAUCUAGUGCAAAGAAAGAACAAAAAAUGUUCAUGGAAGCAGUGGUGGAUUCAUUGAAAGACCGAGAAAUACGAAUUCCAGAGGUAGAACAACCACCUGUUAGCAGUGCUAGUACCAUGUCUAUAGAGCCAUCGGAUGAGGAUGAUUCACAUGCUUCUUCACACAAGAUUUCCAAACCUAUGGAGACAGAACCUUCUUUACUCAACCAGAGUGUUAAAACGAUUUCCACUGCAUCUGAUGCAUUGGAGCCCUUGAAAACUGAACCAAAUUCCAUUUCAGUGAUUCCAAGUCCAGUACCAAGUCUUUCAUCAAGCAAAAUACCACUACCACAACCACCACCACUGGACACUUCAUCCGUCGCGGAUUCUAGCAAUACCGAAAGUACUACUGCUUGUAAUGAUAAUUCUGCUAGCUUACAAAGUUCAUCAGACACUGACAUAUCACAUAAUACAAAAGCCACAUUAACUGUUAUUAAGAAUCCAGCAGGCCAUGUCUUGAACUGCUUACUGGGACGUUGGGAUUUCAACUUUUUCAGAAACAGUCACAAUCGAUAAGAUUAGAGAGUCAUUGUUUUUGUAACUAUAAAAUAUACUACAUUAGUUUGUAAAAUGCUCCACAAAAGAAAUAGGUUGCUUGUACUAAGUUCUGUAUGUUUAGAGCAUUCAUCUAAUAUUCUUUCACCGUAAGAGAGAGUUGUUGUGUUUUUACCCCGUUGAACUAGAAUUUCUGGAAGUCUCCAUUAUUUGCCCAUGCUUAUGCAUGAUUUAUUGAUUUUUCCCUUGAAUGCUUUUA
Molecule: messenger RNA, 2595 nt
Organism: Glycine soja
Lineage: Eukaryota; Viridiplantae; Streptophyta; Magnoliopsida; Fabales; Fabaceae
Exons: 12
Coding region: 696-2357 (553 amino acids)
Source: RefSeq, a predicted model, not a curated record